Molecule: messenger RNA, 1769 nt
Organism: Symsagittifera roscoffensis
Lineage: Eukaryota; Metazoa; Xenacoelomorpha; Acoela; Convolutidae
Product: ADP-dependent glucokinase-like
Exons: 5
Coding region: 634-1671 (345 amino acids)
Biological process (GO): glucose metabolic process
Cellular component (GO): endoplasmic reticulum
Molecular function (GO): ADP-specific glucokinase activity
Source: RefSeq, a predicted model, not a curated record
AAAUACUCAAAUACUUGGUUUGCUUAACCCCAGGAAUGCAGUGUACUGAUGCCGGCAGCUGUUGAAAUAUGGAGCGGUCUUCUAUUCUUUCGAUAUUUCUUCUUAUAUGCUCUUCUAUUUUUGCUCAUUUCUACGGAAUAAUUGAUCUGGAUUAUUUUUCAACAAAGGAAUAUAAAAUAUUCAGAUCGUUACAUGGCCUAUCAAACCGCAAGGUCUCGUAUCAAAGCGCGUUGCUUGGUUUUGACUUCAACCAUUUGCUUUCACUGAAUAGCUUAAAAAAUAAUAUCACGCUGGGUGAUCCCUAUUUAAGCUCUAGUAUCUCAGAUGUGCAACUUGGAAUCUUAGAAGAGCUGCACAAAAAGUUUCGCUUUCACUUUGAAAGAGACACGUUGGGACUACUACUUGUAAAUGAUAGCGAAGUUUUCUCUGAAUUAACUAAAUUGAUAAAAUCAAAGCAGCCGAAAACGAUAUCAGAUGGCGUCGUACCUGCGUUUUUAGAGGAGUUCAAGGAUCUUGCGAAGGUGCAAAUAGGUGCUUCAGUUAGCAAAAAGACUGAUGUCAAAGAGAGAUCAGUCAUUGGCGCGUGCCACUCACAAGAAACAACUAAAUUAGGACUGGAAUGGAAACCUGGGGAUGAUCUUUUUGCUAUUCACCGAUCUGAACUGCCUAGAAGAGGCAAUAGAGAGAUCAGUCAUUGGCGCGUGCCACUCACAAGAAACAACUAAAUUAGGACUGGAAUGGAAACCUGGGGAUGAUCUUUUUGCUAUUCACCGAUCUGAACUGCCUAGAAGAGGCAAUAGAGUCCUAAUCUUCUCGAAUACGUCUGUGCCUAAUGUGUUAUGCUGGGAAGAUUUCUUCACUUCGGCGAAAACAUCUACUUACGACCUCGUUGUUAUCGGAGGCCUCCAUUCAUUGCAAUAUCUACCGGAGAAAGAGUACGUUAGAUAUUUGAGCAUUCUAGCUGACUAUCUUAAAUCACUAGAUGCAUCAAGGCCCGUUCAUCUGGAGCUGGGAAAUGUAGACUCAGUGGAUUUCUUGCAACAUAUGGCCGAUGUGGUCUUCCCUCUAGUACAUUCCAUUGGAAUUGGAGAGAACUCAGUUUUAGUUCUGAAUAAAGCCGUAGUAGAAAAUGAUUCGAACGUGAAGCUGGACGCGGGAAUAGCUAUAGCCGGAGGUGUGGCAAUUAUAAACGACAUACUGCACGGGGUAAUUUCGAAGGUCACAGAAGGCGCUCCACAAUCAAGACUAAGUCGCAUGUUUUUCCACAGCUCCUCAUUUCUGGUAACAGCUGUGAAAGAAUCACAUUGGUCGAAUAACGAAGCGGCAUUAGCUAGUGCUUCACUCGCAGUUAGCAAGUCUGCAUGUAAUGUUAAGAGCAGCCUGGACUUGGUUGACAAAAGGUUAGCUAUGCCCGUCUACUUCACCUUGUCGAAGGCCGAUUCCUCUUUCGUAGCUGGACUCAACAUGAACAAGCCGGUCGUAACUUGGUCAUACAAAGACACUAGUUUCUACAUAGCGCCUGUUAUUAUUUGCGAUGACCCCGACAGGACCAAAGACCACGGACUUACAGCUUCAGCCGUGGCGUUGGUCCGCUCAAAGUUCUACGUAACCGAGGGAAAAAGGGGAUAUGUUUCCCAAAACGAGGCAGAAGAUUCUGACUCAGAUCUCUAAUUCGGAUCAAUACACGUGUAAUUUUGUACUAUUUAGUGUAAUUUUGUACUAUUCUGAGGAAUAUGUUUUCUGUACAGUUUUCAUUCUAUAAAAAAAAA